GCCCCACGGUUCCCACGCGGCUGCCCACGAUAGGAUCGGCCUGCGGGGAAGAAGAUGUCGUACCAAGGCAAGAAGAACAUCCCUCGGAUCACGAGCGACCGGCUGCUCAUCAAAGGAGGAAAGAUUGUCAAUGAUGAUCAGUCGUUUUAUGCAGAUAUCUAUGUGGAAGAUGGUUUGAUUAAACAAAUUGGGGAAAAUCUGAUUGUUCCUGGAGGUGUAAAAAUGGUUGACGCUUAUGGCCAGCUGGUUAUGCCAGGCGGAAUAGAUGUCCACACUAGAUUACAGAUGCCUUUGAUGGGAAUGACCUCUGCAGAUGACUUCUAUCAAGGCACAAAAGCGGCUCUUGCAGGAGGAACCACCAUGAUACUUGAUCACGUAUUCCCUGAAUCUGGAGCAAACCUGCUGACUGCCUAUGACCAAUGGAAGGAGGCCGCUGAUAGUAAAGCGUGUUGUGAUUAUUCCCUGCAUAUUGAUAUCACACGUUGGCAUGAGAGCAUCAAAGAAGAGCUGGAGGCCCUUGUCAAAGACAAAGGUGUGAACUCCUUUCUUGUUUUCAUGGCUUAUAAAGACAAACUCCAGUGCACUGAUGCUCAGAUGUAUGAGAUAUUCAGUAUUAUUCGAGAACUGGGUGCCAUUGCUCAAGUACAUGCUGAAAAUGGAGACAUCAUUGAUGAGGAGCAAAAAAGGCUGCUGGACCUGGGGAUUAUUGGUCCUGAGGGUCAUGUUCUCAGUCAUCCAGAAGAGGUUGAAACAGAGGCAGUGUAUCGUGCUAUUACAAUAGCGAAACAAGCCAAUUGCCCCUUAUAUAUCACAAAAGUCAUGAGCAAAGGGGCUGCAGAUGUCAUAGCUCAAGCCAAGAGAAAAGGCACUGUUGUGUAUGGAGAACCCAUUACAGCCAGUCUUGGUACGGAUGGCUCGCAUUACUGGAGCAAGAACUGGGCCAAAGCUGCAGCCUUUGUGACAUCUCCUCCCAUUAGCCCAGAUCCGACAACACCCGAUUAUCUCACUUCGCUCUUAGCAUGUGGGGAUCUUCACGUGGUGGGCAGCGCUCACUGCACCUUCACCACCGCACAGAAGGCUGUCGGAAAGGAUAACUUUGCCCUUAUUCCCGAAGGAACAAAUGGCAUCGAAGAACGAAUGUCCAUCAUUUGGGAAAAAUGUGUGGCCACAGGGAAGAUGGAUGAAAAUGAAUUUGUAGCAGUGACCAGUACGAAUUCAGCAAAAAUUUUCAACUUUUACCCCAGGAAAGGACGAAUUGCUGUGGGGUCAGAUGCUGAUGUGGUUAUUUGGAAUCCCAAAGCUACAAAGAUUAUAUCUGCGAAAACUCACAACUUGAAUGUGGAGUACAACAUAUUUGAAGGAACAGAAUGUCAUGGUGUCCCUACAGUGGUUAUAAGUCAAGGGAAGGUGGUGUUGGAAGAUGGAAACCUUUUUGUCACUCAAGGCGUCGGCCGUUUCAUUCCUCGAAAGACAUUCCCUGAUUUUGUUUACAAAAGAAUAAAAGCAAGAAACAGGCUUGCGGAAAUUCAUGGUGUUCCUCGUGGGCUUUACGAUGGACCAGUUCACGAUGUCAUCAUAACUGCUAAAGCUGUGGCCCCAACUCCUACCUCAAGAAUAGCUACCUGUUCUGGCAAAAUACAAGUCCCUCCAGUCCGUAACCUCCAUCAGUCAGGCUUCAGCCUCUCUGGAUCUCAAACAGACGACCAUGUCGCAAGACGUACUGCGCAGAAAAUUAUCGCACCCCCAGGAGGACGCUCCAAUAUUACAUCCCUGUCAUAAUUCAGGAUUUGAUAAUGCGCGCACAUAACCUUGAUUAUAACUGAUUGACCAUGAUCAAACACAUUUAGGGCACAAUCCUAUACAUGUUUAAUCAUAAAAAAAGUCCUAGAACUUCCAUCAUUACCCAGCCAGUCAUGAUGGCUGGGGCAUGUUGGGAGCUGUAGGACAUUUUUCUGUCUAAACAUGCACAGCAUUGCACCGUUAAAC
This is a messenger RNA of Elgaria multicarinata webbii, 1986 nucleotides long. RefSeq names its product dihydropyrimidinase like 4 (gene DPYSL4). The record is from RefSeq and is a predicted model, not a curated record. The transcript is spliced from 14 exons. NCBI's taxonomy places the organism in Eukaryota, Metazoa, Chordata, Lepidosauria, Squamata, Anguidae. Gene Ontology annotation, molecular function: hydrolase activity, acting on carbon-nitrogen (but not peptide) bonds. Gene Ontology annotation, cellular component: cytoplasm. The coding region runs from base 55 to 1779 and encodes 574 amino acids.